This is a messenger RNA of Mollisia scopiformis, 2872 nucleotides long. RefSeq names its product DNA ligase-like protein I. The record is from RefSeq and is a predicted model, not a curated record. Gene Ontology annotation, biological process: DNA recombination; double-strand break repair via alternative nonhomologous end joining; mitochondrial DNA repair. The coding region runs from base 172 to 2802 and encodes 876 amino acids. Gene Ontology annotation, cellular component: DNA ligase III-XRCC1 complex. The transcript is spliced from 3 exons. Gene Ontology annotation, molecular function: ATP binding; DNA binding; DNA ligase (ATP) activity. NCBI's taxonomy places the organism in Eukaryota, Fungi, Ascomycota, Leotiomycetes, Helotiales, Mollisiaceae.
CGACCGCGUCUGAUGCGCGACUUCCCCAGAAUGAUGACGGCAUCAACCUCAUUUGACAACAUUCAGCUCAUUACACUUCUUGACGAUGCUGCCAGCAGAAAUCUGGAAGAUGAUAUCUGAUCAGAUGAUGAGAGAAAAGAGUUAGUACAUGGACGGGUGAUUUUGUUCACUAUGGGAACUCCGGCCAAAAAGCGCAAGCUUAAUAGCGAUUCCAAGGCUUCACCUGCCACCUCUCGCAGUCUGGACUAUUUCUUUGGAAAACAGAAGCAAGACCCUCCCAAAGCUGUGUCGAAUGCAGAGCAGGCCAUCGAUCAUAAUUGCGAUAUCUCAGAUUUGACGGAUGAGCAAUUGGCACGGAAGUUGCAGGCCGAAUGGGACCAAGAAGAUGAUGCAACGAAGGAGAUGCAGGAAAAUACUAAAGCAGACGCCACAGAAAUACACGCGGAGCUGGCAGACCUGCCGGAGCGAAGCAAACAUACUCCUGCAUCAGAGGGCGCCGAUGGAGAAGCUCAAGAGCCGUAUGAACAGCCGAAUGAUACAAAAGCAACCCCUUUUGUUUUUGGGGCAAAGGGCAAGAAUACUCUCUCGCUACAAUCUGCUGGAACGGCGGAAGAUACAAUAUGCUCGAAUAUAACUUUCGACGAGAGCCCAUUAACUUUCGAUCCCUCAAAAUAUAUCAAAGACUUACAAGGACACUGGGCUGCGGAGGGAGGCGAUGCAUCCUAUGCACUUCUCACAAGGUGUUUCGUCUUAGUCAAUAGUACACAGAGUCGUAUCAAGAUUGUAGAUACUCUUGUGAAUUUGCUCAGAGUGAUUAUUGAGGGUGACCCAAGUAGUCUUCUGCCUACUGUGUGGCUAAGUACCAACGCCAUCUCUCCGCCGUACAUUUCCUUGGAACUUGGUCUUGGAGGCUCCGCCAUAUCCAAGGCAUUAAAGAAUGUUUGUGGCUUAGACAAUAAAUCACUGAAAGCUCUCUACGAUAAAGUUGGAGAUGCUGGCGAUGUUGCAUUCGAGGCCAAGAAGAAGCAGAGCUUCACUCUUAGGAAGCCAAAGCCACUCUCCAUCAAGGGUGUGUAUCAAUCCCUUGUGAAGAUUGCCAACACCCAAGGAACGGGAAGCGGUGAGAUCAAGCAAAGGGUGGUCGAUCGACUUCUACAAGAUGCUCGGGGUGCUGAGGAGAGUCGAUACAUAGUGAGGACGUUGUGUCAACAUCUUCGAAUCGGGGCAGUCAAGACAACUAUGCUCAUUGCAUUGUCUCGUGCAUUUCUCCUAUCACGCCCACCUGGCGCUGAUUUCUCGCUCAGAAAUCCCCAAGAACUUGCAAAGCUAAAGAAGGAGAAUCUAGUAGAAGUCUGGUCUAAAGCAGAGGAGAUUGUCAAAGCAUGCUUCGCUAAGCGGCCUAACUACAAUGAUCUCAUACCUAUCAUGCUCGAGAUUGGAGUGUGUGAUGAGCUACUCAUUAGAUGUGGUCUAGCUCUACACAUUCCGCUACGACCUAUGCUUGGUAGCAUUACUCGAGAUCUGUCUGAGAUGCUCACCAAACUUCAAGGUCGAGAUUUCAGCUGCGAGUACAAGUACGAUGGUCAAAGAGCACAAGUUCAUUGCGACGAUCAGGGAAAGGUUACCAUCUUUUCCCGACAUCUUGAGCUCAUGACAGACAAGUAUCCAGAUCUGGUAGCCUUGAUCCCAAAGAUUAGAGGCGAAGGUGUCUCCAGUUUCAUCAUGGAAGGAGAAGUAGUUGCUGUCGAUCAAAAUACAGGCGACCUAAAGACAUUUCAAACACUGGCCAAUAGAGCUAGGAAAGAUGUAGUAAUUGGCAGCGUGAAGAUAGACGUCUGCCUAUUCUCAUUUGACCUCAUGUAUCUCAACGGCGAGUCGCUUCUUGACCGACCAUUCCGCGAAAGACGAGAACUUCUCAGGGGACUCUUCACAGAAGUUCCCAAUCAAUUCACAUGGGUGAAGAGUAUCGAUGCGACCUCUCAAGACUCGGAGACAGUCCUCGAGUUUUUCAAGAGCGCAACAGACAUCAAAUGCGAAGGCAUCAUGGUCAAGAUUCUGGACAAUUUACCAAAUCCCAACCUUCAAUCCGAAGUGAUAGAAGAAAAUGACUCUGCAGCACCAGAAGCAGCUCCUCCACCACCAACAAAAACCACCACAAAAGGCAAAAAGAAAUCUGCCAAAGAUGACCCCUCUCCAGCCGAAAAGAAGACCCGGCGCAAACCGCUUCUUGCUACGUACGAACCAGAUAAACGCCUCGACUCCUGGCUCAAAGUUAAAAAGGACUACUCUACCACCUUCGACACAUUGGACUUAAUCCCCGUCGCAGGUUGGCACGGCCAAGGCCGCAAAGCCGCUUGGUGGUCACCUAUCCUCCUCGCCUGCCGAAAUCCAGAAUCCGGGUCUUUGGAAGCCGUCUGCAAAUGCAUAUCCGGCUUCACCGACUCAUUCUACAAAGCCAACAAAGAAUUUUACUCCCAAGAUGGCCCAAACACAUUAGGAUCCAAACCAAGAUACGUCGAAUAUACUGGAGGACAUCCAGAUGUAUGGUUUGAGCCUCAAGAAGUGUGGGAGAUGGCGUUCGCAGAUAUCACGAUCAGUCCUACGUAUACGGCUGCCAUUGGCUUAGUGAGUGAAGAUCGUGGAUUGUCGCUGAGAUUUCCGAGGUUUUUGAAAAAGAGGGAUGAUAAGGGGAUUGAGGAGGCGAGUACGAAUGAUUUUUUAGCGGGGCUGUGGAGGAAGCAGGAGGAGAAGGCACCUGGUCCCGGGAAGGAGGUCCAAGAUGAGGGUGAUGAGGAUGAGUAAUGUAUUGUGAAUGGUGACAGGGUGUGUCAAUGUACUUUACACUUGUACAAUUCAAUAUUGUGGAUAAGAG